CCCCAGUCUGAGCCUGUGAUUGGCCCAGCACUAUCCCAGGUGCUGGAUGUGAUUGGAGAGAUCAGGGUCAACAGACUGACUGAGGAUCAGCUGAGAGAUAGUGUUGUCAUCAGGAAGUUGUUCUCUGGGCGUCUGAGACCGUUUCUGCCGUCUGCAUCAGAAGGUUUUCUGCACUGCCUCAGCACCAAGAACCUCAGCUGUGACUCUUACCAAGCUGUGGUGAAGGAGUUUGGAGCCCAGUUUGAUCACAUGACCCUAGAGCAGCAGCAGCUGGUUCUGAAGAAGCUGGUCAUCCCCUUCCUGUCUCGACCCACAACAGACUCUGGCUGUGUGUACAACUCUAACAGCAGUGUGGACUGGCUGCAGAAGAACUUGGGGCCAUUCUCAGUUCUUGUGUCCCUCAGGGACCUGCUAGAAUUCAACACAGACUUCUCUCCUUUGUCAGUCCUGGAGGUUCUCUCUCCAAAGCAGACAGCAGAGCUGGUGGUGUUGCCUCUUCCUGGUCUUCCAGGGAAAGCUGUCAUCAUCAACACAGUGUUUGACUACCUGUCUAUGUCACCAAAGGAGAGGAAACUCCCUGAGUUCCUGUACUACCUCGUCAGGCUCUCUGAAGAGAUGAUGCUACCAUGCGAUAGCUUUAAGACCAUCUUUGAGCGUCUGUACCAGGCCUUACCGUCUGUACCUCCAGAGAUGGAACCAGUCAUUCAGGCCAUUAUAGACAACCUGAUGCAGACCGCUCCAGCAGAUUGCUUGCCGAUGAAUAUGAAGUGUCCAAUAACACCAGCGAACGUUAGCAGAGUCUGUGAAGGAAAUGCCAGUGAUUCACUACAAAGUUAUUUGGCGACAUCAAAUACAGCGAACGUGCCCUGUAACUUUUCCCUGGAGGAGUAUGCCUGUGCAUCGCUGACAAACUUCACUGCAGAACACCUGGUGUCUCUUCUGAAAUGUAAACUGCCUGGCAACUCCUCUCACUCUAAAGAGACCUGGAAGGUUCUCCUCACCAAACUGACCUCUGUCUUAGACCAAGCUCUGGACAUGUUCUCCAAUAUGUCCAAACCUGUGAUUGGCCCUGCAGUAUCCCAGGCACUGGAUGUGAUUGGAGAGAUCCGGGUCAACAGGCUGACUGACGAUCAGUUGAGAGACAGUGAUGUCAUCAGGAAGUGGUUCUCUGGGCGUCUGAGACUGUUCCUGCCGUCUGCAUCAGGAGGGUUUCUGCACUGCCUCAGCACCAAGAACCUCAGCUGUGACACGUAUCAACAGAUACUGAGGGAGUUCAGCAAUCAAUUUGACCAAAUGGACCAGAAGAGACAAGAGCUGGUGGUCAAAUACUUCAUCCAGCCCUUCCUGACCAAAAACUCCUCAGACUCUGGCUGUGUGUCCAACUCUAACAGCAGUGUGGACUGGCUGCAGAAGAACUUGGGGCGGUUUUCAGUCCUGCUGUCCCUUAGCGACCUGUUGAAACUCAACACAGACUUCUCUCCGUUGUCAGCCCUGGAGGUUCUCUCUCCAAAGCAGACUGCAGAGCUGGUGGUGUUGCCUCUUCCUGGUCUUCCAGGGAAAGAUGUCAUCAUCAACACAGUGUUUGACUACCUGUCUAAGUCACCAAGGGAGAGGAAACUCCCUGAGUUCUUGUACCACCUCUCCAGGCUGUCUGUGGUGACUCCAGUCGGCUGCCCAGUUUACCAGACCAUUUUUGUGAGGCUGUACCAAGCCAUGUCAGCAUUGCCUCAAGAGAUGGAGCCAAUCAUCUGGGCCAGUGUUUAUGACCUCACAGAAUCUGCACCAAUGGAUUGUGCUCUGGUACCAGUUAACCAACAGUGUCCAGUGUCAUCGCACAAUGCAACAAGAAUCUGUGCCAGUGUUGACAGUUCAUCUCUACAACAGCUCUUGGACUCUGGGAUCUCAACGGGACGUCUAUGUGACUUCAGCAUCAAACAAUACGCCUGCUCACAGCUGAAAGACCUCACAGCUGAGAACCUGGUCACACUGCUGAAAUGUAAACUAUCAGAGAACAACACAUACUCCAAAGAGACCUGGAAGCUGUUCUUCACUAAAGCUUCUGCAGUUCUGGAUCAGGCUCUUGUACUUCUCUCCAACCAGUCUGAGCCUGUGAUUGGCCCUGCAGUAUCCCAGGCACUGGAUGUGAUUGGAGAGAUCAGGGUCAACAGACUGACUGAGGAUCAGCUGAGAGACAGUGUUGUCAUCAGGAAGUGGUUCUCUGGGCGUCUGAGACUGUUCCUGCCGUCUGCAUCAGGAGGGUUUCUGCACUGCCUCAGCACCAAGAACCUCAGCUGUGACACGUAUCAACAGAUACUGAGGGAGUUCAGCAAUCAAUUUGACCAAAUGGACCAGAAGAGACAAGAGCUGGUGGUCAAAUACUUCAUCCAGCCCUUCCUGACCAAAAACUCCUCAGACUCUGGCUGUGUGUCCAACUCUAACAGCAGUGUGGACUGGCUGCAGAAGAACUUGGGGCGGUUUUCAGUCCUGCUGUCCCUUAGCGACCUGUUGAAACUCAACACAGACUUCUCUCCGUUGUCAGCCCUGGAGGUUCUCUCUCCAAAGCAGACUGCAGAGCUGGUGGUGUUGCCUCUUCCUGGUCUUCCAGGGAAAGAUGUCAUCAUCAACACAGUGUUUGACUACCUGUCUAAGUCACCAAGGGAGAGGAAACUCCCUGAGUUCUUGUACCACCUCUCCAGGCUGUCUGUGGUGACUCCAGUCGGCUGCCCAGUUUACCAGACCAUUUUUGUGAGGCUGUACCAAGCCAUGUCAGCAUUGCCUCAAGAGAUGGAGCCAAUCAUCUGGGCCAGUGUUUAUGACCUCACAGAAUCUGCACCAAUGGAUUGUGCUCUGGUACCAGUUAACCAACAGUGUCCAGUGUCAUCGCACAAUGCAACAAGAAUCUGUGCCAGUGUUGACAGUUCAUCUCUACAACAGCUCUUGGACUCUGGGAUCUCAACGGGACGUCUAUGUGACUUCAGCAUCAAACAAUACGCCUGCUCACAGCUGAAAGACCUCACAGCUGAGAACCUGGUCACACUGCUGAAAUGUAAACUAUCAGAGAACAACACAUACUCCAAAGAGACCUGGAAGCUGUUCUUCACUAAAGCUUCUGCAGUUCUGGAUCAGGCUCUUGUACUUCUCUCCAACCAGUCUGAGCCUGUGAUUGGCCCUGCAGUAUCCCAGGCACUGGAUGUGAUUGGAGAGAUCAGGGUCAACAGACUGACUGAGGAUCAGCUGAGAGACAGUGUUGUCAUCAGGAAGUGGUUCUCUGGGCGUCUGAGACUGUUCCUGCCGUCUGCAUCAGGAGGGUUUCUGCACUGCCUCAGCACCAAGAACCUCAGCUGUGACACGUAUCAACAGAUACUGAGGGAGUUCAGCAAUCAAUUUGACCAAAUGGACCAGAAGAGACAAGAGCUGGUGGUAAAAUACUUCAUCCAGCCCUUCCUGACCAAAAACUCCUCAGACUCUGGCUGUGUGUCCAACUCUAACAGCAGUGUGGACUGGCUGCAGAAGAACUUGGGGCGGUUUUCAGUCCUGCUGUCCCUCAGCGACCUGUUGAAACUCAACACAGACUUCUCUCCGUUGUCAGCCCUGGAGGUUCUCUCUUCAAAGCAGACUGCAGAGCUGUUGGUGUUGCCUCUUCCUGGUCCUCCAGAGAAAGCUGUCAUCAUCAACACAGUAUUUGACUACCUGACUGAGUCACCAAGGGAGAGGAGACUCCCUGAGUUCCUGCAACAACUUGUCAGCCUGACCAAACAGGAAAAUAUCCCUUGUGCCUCCUACAAGAUCAUUUUCACCAGACUGGACGAGGCCGUACCCACUGUUACCAUGGAGAUAGAGUCAGCCCUCACCUCCAGCAAGACGGCUUUACUACAGACCGUCCCAUCAGGUUGCAUUGUAUACAGUGGAGAGUGCAAUGUCACCCCAGUUAAUGAGACAAAAGUUUGUGCUGGCGUCGACAGCACUGCUCUACAGGGUCACCUUGACAACGGGCAGAUCAGCGGAGUCCUCUGUGAUUUCAGCGUCGAUGUUUACGCUUGUGGCUCGCUGUCUGUGUUGACAUCAGAUAACUUGGUGAGCCUGUUGAAGUGUAAGCUGUCUGGAAACACCAGCCACUCAGCACAGAUCUGGAAACUGUUCUUCUCUAAGGUCUCAGUGGUUCUGGACUCAGCCCUGGAUCUCUUCUCCAACACCACACUAGACCCCAGCUCUCCAGCAGUGUCCCAGGCCCUGGAUGCUAUAAGAGAAGUAAGGCUGGACAGCUUCAGCCUGGCUAGUCUCAGAGAUCAGAAAAUCAUCAACCUCUGGUUCAACACCAGACUCCGUCCCUUCCUACCUGCCGUCUCCACUGACUUCCUGUCCUGCCUCAGCACCAAGAACUUCAGCUGCUCCACCUACCAGACCAUCGUUCAGAUCCUGAGCAGCCACCACUCAGCCAUGGACCAGUCCAGACAGAUAUCAGUCUACACUACCUUCAUAGAGGUCUUUCUCUCCAGGAACAACACAGCAGACCCCAGCUGUAGCUCUGACACCCUGAACAGUGAAGACUGGCUGCUGAAGAACUUCAGAGGAUUCUCUGCCUUCGCCUCCUUCAAGGACAUGCAGAGACUACUGACCACCUUCUCUGUGAUGGAGGCCCUGCCCCAGCUAACAGUGAGACAGUUAGCAGAGGUGUCCUCUAGUCCAGACCAGCUCAGCUCUGCUGCAGACGUCACCAUGCUGAUGAACUACGUACCCAACAUCCUCUUCACUGACUUCUUCAAUGACUUCUCUCUAGCCAUCACCGGUCAAGAGUCUAAGUUCCCAGUGGCGGUACGUUCAGCCAUGCUCCAGCAGGUGUUUGAACGCGGGAACCUAUCAGACCGCUCUGUUAGCGACCAGGAAGUACUCACCUGGCUUCAGAGCAGGCUCCGCCCACUGCUGAUCAACCUGUCCCCGCUCCACGUCGCCCCCCUCUUCAGUGUGGUCGCACAGAGGAACUGCAACAUCGGACAGCAGCUGGUGGAGGUGCUGAACGCCACCCUCCCUACACUUCAGGACAACACACAGGGAAACAUCUACGAUCAAAUCACCCUCUCCCUCCAAGGCUCCUCCCCACUCCGUUGCUAUGGCGCAAACUACAACCACAGUUUCUAUGGUUACCUGGAGAGUUCCUUCCUGAGUUUCGGCUUCCCCAACCUGACCACCUUCCUCUCCCUCAUACCCCAUAGCCAGAUGGAACAGCUGGUGAACUCUCUGCCUGUCUCUGACCUGGGUCGUUUCCUGCGCCGCCCCAACGUUGUCGACGACGACACAAAGCUCUGCCAACUCUACAGCAACUACGCCAAGACCCCACUGUUCCUGGGGACUGAGAGUAUCCCUGAGUCAGUGAGGCGUCCCACACUGCCGUGUGUCUGGCCCCAGGCUCUCAGCAGCAGUCAGAGGUCAGAGGUCAACGCCUGGUUUGACCUGAGGCUGAAGAACUACCUGCCCUUCCUCACCAGGAGCCUGGUGACCUCCGCCGCUGUCAAGACCGCCCCUUGUCUGGCCUUCCAGAAACUCAUCUCAAUUCUGGGGAGUUAUAACUACAGCGCUGCAGACUUUGUGGAGAGAGAUGUGUACAGGGAGACCAUCAAGACGUAUCUCACCUCAGCCUCGGCUCCUAAGUGUUACAAUGCCAGUGAUCCAGAGCUCAGCUCAACUGCCUGGUUUGCUGAGAACAUCGGACUCUUCAUCACUUAUCUUACCUUGGAAGACCUCAACACCUUCGGAUCAGCACAGGUGUUGCAGGUGUUCACAGUGAACCUGGUGAACAUAGGUCUACUGAACUACACUAGCCUGCCCCAGAACCUCACUGACUACUACACAUCACUGGUCUACCUACAGGACAGCAACUUCAACCCUCUGUUUCUUCCUCUGUUGUUUCGAUGUGUGGCCCCAGGGCCGGCCUUCAGACAGCUGGACGCUGAGCAGAGCAUGAUCCUUCUACACAACCUGACUACACUGUGUACAAACCUGGACCCACAGGUGUCUGCAGCUCUAGCAGCUAACAUGGGAGAUAACAUAAACAGCAACACCAUCGCUGCCCUCGGCAGAGAGAGUACAGGUUUGUCUGAGGGUCAGAUCACCAUGGCACCCGCCAGCGUUCUGUGGGCCUCCUUCAGCAUUCUGAGCACUGUGAUUGGCUGGAACCAGGGCCAGGCCAUGGCCAUCAUCCAAUCACUGAUGCUGUCAGGGACCGUGAAGAUCAACAACGCAUCCACCUUGACAGCGCUGGGUUCCCUGGUGACCGGUGUUCCCUCGGCAACCUUAGGCAGCAUCAGCGGCACAGAACUCCUCUACGCGUCCCAGAAUCCCACAUUCAUAACAUACAUGCAGACCGCCCCGACAAUCUUAAUCCAGACUUUCGUCACUCAGCUGAUCACAGUGAACCCUAACCCAGACAGUAUUCUCCAGAACGUCCCAGACAGCAUGGCUACUGAGAUCCCCAGGUCCCUGCUGCAGGGCUUCUCUCAGAGCAGUGUAGAGAAACUUAACCGGAAGACAUGGAGACACGAACAGGCUGUGUUGUUCUUUGACACAGUGGCUCUAGGAAUUGACAACUCCGACAAUAUGUCAUCCAGCGUGCUCCAGGGCUUCACCUGCACCAGAGUGGCCAGUAUGACCACAACCAAGAUCAAGAACCUGGUCAAGGCCUGCAGGAGGAAGGGCAACAACAGGGUCGCACUGAGAGAGACUCAGUUGACCUGCAUGUACAACUACAUCAAGGAAGGGUCAGAUGUCACCAGCUACAACCUAUACCCUCCUGACAUGCUGCUUUACUACGACUACAGUAAGGUAUCUCAGGACACCUGUAAGGACUACUUCAGGGAGCUGGGAGACGCAGACGUCUCCGUGUUCUCCAACGCUCUCAGCUUCAAACGCACAGCCCUGGUUAACAAUGCCAAGACCUGCCUGGGUAUCAUCGGCACGGUUCUGAGCAGUGACAACCUGCAGGUCCUAGGUAACAUGGUGUGUGUUCUGGACGGUUCCUACAUCCAGAACUCUGACCAGCUCAUCCUGCAGAAACUACAGAACUGUAAUGACCUCACCGACGAACAGGUGGCUGCCAUAGAAACGCUGUUGACGUCUGGGAAUACACAGUACGGACUCCCAGCUACCUGGAAAAGAGAGACCCUGGACAACCUGGGCAUUCUACCUCUCUACCUGACAUCCUCCUUCUACAGGAAGUUCUCUAAGAAAGUAAAGGGCCAGUUCCUACAGUCAUUCCUGAAGGUGUUGAGAAAGAAUGGAACGUCCAGACAGAAGAAGAGGAGGAUGAAGACGGCUAUCAGACAGUCCAUCAUCGACCAAUCACAGUCCAAACGCUCCAUAGUGAGUGAAUGCACAGUGGGAAAUAUCACUCAGGUGACGAUCAGUGAGAGUACGUUCCCCUUCAACUACGAGACCGUGACCAAGUUCAACUGCUGCCUGACGGCCAAGACAGUUGUUGACAACCUGGACGCCAUCACCGCCAAGGUGGACGACCAGGAAUACCUUGAAGUGGUCCUGGCGAGACUCAGAGAGUUCUACUCCGCAAACUCCACCAUCCCAGAAGCAAAGGUGCAGGUUCUUGGGCCGGCUUCGCGCGUUGCCACGAAUGCUGACAUCACCAUGUGGAAUAUCACCAAGAUCGACACACUGUCAGCUCUGAUGGACUCCUCCUAUGGAAACUGGGAUGCUGCCAUGGCGCAGGCCAUCAUCAGUAAGUACCUGAGGAACUCAGGAAAUACUCUGGGCAGUGCAGAGCUCAACUCCAUCGGUGGACCCAACCUGUGUUCACUAGACACCAGCCUCCUGAAGACCAUUACACAGAGUAGCCUGAGUAAGGCCAAUGCCCUGACGGUGACCAACUGCAACAUAACGAAGAAGAGAACGCUGUUCAUCAUUGCUGAAGGAGCCUUCCAGAGCCGUAGUACUGUCUCUGCUACCUCCUACCAGCUAACACAGCCAUACAUAGGUGGUGCUGACUCAGCCUACGUCCAGCGUCUGUCCACCUCUAACAUUAAUAUGGACAUGGACACUUUCAUCAGCCUGGACCCUACUGUUAUACAGACUCUGGAUGUGAGCCAGGUCAAAGGUCUGCUGGGUUCUAACCUGCCAGAGCUGAAGAGCUAUGAGAACCAGAGCGUGGUCCAGACCUGGAUCAGCACCCGUUUCCAGGCCGACCUGGACUCCCUGGGGCUGGAUCUUAAGGGGGGCAAGGCUGACCCCACCACGGUUGGUGUGGGGACCAUCUUCCUUCCUAGUACCAAUGCAGUCACCACCGUGGCUGGAGGAGCUGGGCCAGUCACCACCGUGGCUGGAGGAGCUGCUACUACAGCGAGCGGCGGAGCGAUCAACAGACCAACGUUCGGCCUCCACCUUCUCCUCACCACUCUGGCCAUCGCUGUCCUGUACAUUCUACACUGAUUUAAACACUGAUUUCAGAGAUUUUAGAUUUCAGAGUGAGAGAGUUAACUGACGCCAUAGCAUCAAGUCGCAUUCGGCUCAGACAGGGAAAAACAUAAUGUAAAGUUCUCAAACAGGAAACAAAAAUGUAUACAUUUAGAGUCAGGUAGUGCCUUAGAUAUUGUAAAUAUCACUGAAUACAAGGAUAUACUGGACCUAUCAAAAAACUGUAAAACAAUCUAGCACUUUAGUCACGUCAAUGUUUCUGUUCUGACAAGGUCUUCACACCAUUUUAUUUAAGUGUAUUCACUUUGUAUGUUGUAUCUUCUGUCUUGUUGGUUGGAAUGUUGUUGGAAUUAACAAUUUUCUGUCUUGGUGGCUGGAAUGAAGUCUGUUCUGUCUUGGUGGUUGGAAUGUUGUUGGAAUGAACUAUUUUCUGUCUUGGUUGCUGGAAUGUUGUUUAAAGAAGUAUUUUUAGGGCUCUAUUCAGUCUGUAUAGCUGAAAUGUAAAGGUCAUUUCUUAUUGAGCCAACAUCUGCAGCAUUUACCGUGAAUGUAGUCUACACUACGGGAACAUGGCCUUUAAAUUUCAACCAUGCUGUAACGCUGAAUAGAGCCCUUUGUCUUUGCCUUCCAGUGAAAAUAUGAAGGUAUUUCAUUAGAUGACAAAGAAGUCUUGUGUUGGUGAUGUCGUCUUUCUGGGAGAGCCAUUUGUUUUAUCGGGGUUAGUAUCUCCAUACAGUACGCCAACACUUAUCUACCGAGCCAAAACGCUGUUCAAUGUCAUGACAACCAAUUCCUCUAGUGUAGAAUGAUUCUGUCAUUAGAAUGUCACUGUGCUUCUGUUCAUGUCAGCUCAAACUGUGGUCUGUCUUCUCAACGCUGCCGUUUGAUGAUACUAAAUAGCAGAUGUUGAACAUAUGAUUUAAUUAAUAAACAUAUAUAUUAUUGCACAAUCCCCCCCCCCCCCCACAAAAAAUGAUAUUUUAUUC
This is a messenger RNA of Salmo salar (Atlantic salmon), 9401 nucleotides long. The record is from RefSeq and is a predicted model, not a curated record. Lineage: Eukaryota; Metazoa; Chordata; Actinopteri; Salmoniformes; Salmonidae.